AUGUCGACCCUACCAAAGAAACAACUCACCCUCUUCGUAACCUUCCACAUCAAACCCGACCUCAUCGAAGACUUCCUCUCCGCCCACCGCCCCGUCUGGGCCGCCUGCGCCCGCGAACCCCAAUGCCUCCUCUUUGACGUCUUCCGCGACCCCCAAACCCCGGGGAAAUUCCGCUUCAUAGAAGUCUGGGACGAGAGCCGCGAGUGGUUCGAGACGCAGCAGAUGACGAAACCGUAUUAUGAGACGUUGUGGGCCAAGUCGAAGCCGACGUGGGAGCGGGAGGUGGAGAUUGAGUAUUUUGAGCGCGAGGGGGAGGGGUGUGCGUUUCGGGAAGGGUAUCUUGGGUUGGGGAGGAAGAUGGAUUGA
This is a messenger RNA of Zasmidium cellare ATCC 36951, 366 nucleotides long. RefSeq lists its product as uncharacterized. The record is from RefSeq and is a predicted model, not a curated record. The transcript has 2 exons. Lineage: Eukaryota; Fungi; Ascomycota; Dothideomycetes; Mycosphaerellales; Mycosphaerellaceae. The coding region runs from base 1 to 366 and encodes 121 amino acids.